CCGGGGAGGUUUUACAAUCGCCGCCCGCCUCGCGCCCACCAUGGAGGAGCGGCUGUCGCUGCUGGUCCGGAGCCCCGCGCAGCGGCACCGCGACCUCCGCCUCAGUGCCGAGCCCGCCUGGACCGUGCGCCGCCUCAAGACCGAGCUGCGCCGGCUGCUGCCCGACGCGCCGUCUGAAGAGAACCAAAAGCUGAUUUAUUCUGGGAAGCUGCUGCUUGAUCACCACUGCCUGGGAGAAUUGUUGCCAAAGCAUGGGGAGCUGCAUGCUCUGCAUUUGGUAUACAACUUCAAGACUCCUGCAAAUAUGCAAGAAACCAAAUCAGAGGUUAAAGCUGAUCAGCCCAAGUUACCCUCAGAAGCCAGGCAGGAAUCAAAUGUGUCUUCCUCAAAUGGUGGAAGAUUGAGGAGCUCUUCAGGUGUCCACUCUUCAGCAGAAGCCAGUAAUGGGCUGGAAACAACUCAGCGUCCCUUCCAGAGCAUGGCUCCUGGCUUCUCUGCAUACACAACCUACAGCAUGCUUCAGAUGUCCUGGUUCCAGCAGAUUUAUGCAAGACAGUAUUACAUGCAAUACUUGGCUUCUACUGCUGCAUCUGCUGACCCAUCCCAUGCUCGGCAUUCUCAGGAGAUACCAGUGGCACCAGUGACACCUCCAGCUCCUCUCCCAGACCCAUUUCCUGCCCAAAACCAGCCUGGAAACCAGAAUGUUGCUGCUCAGGUUAAUGCAGUGGCUGACCAGAACUUGAGGAUGAAUGCCCAAGGGGGGCCUCUCGUGGAGGAAGAUGAGGAGGGUGGCAACCGAGACUGGUUGGACUGGCUCUACUCAGCAACACUGUUAUAUGUUUUUAUCAACAUGGUCUAUUUCUACUCCAGUAUCAGCAGACUCCUCCUUGUCAUGGGUGGCACUGUUCUGAUGUAUCUGCACCAUGCUGGAUGGUUCCCAUUUAGACGAAGACCAGUUCAGCCCUUCCCAGGCAAUGUUCCUCCUCAAGCUGCUCUAAACCAGGACCAGAACAAUAACUUUCAGGGGGAAAAUGGAGGCAGAACAAAUGAGUCUGAGACACCUCCUGAUGAGGGACAGGCUUUCCAAGAACUGCAGCAGGCCAACCCUUCACUCAUGAGCACAGUGUGGGUUUUUUUCAAGACUUUCUUUGCAUCCCUCCUUCCAGAAGGGCCUGGACUGACCCGCAACUGAUUUGUCACCAAUCUGCUCGUGUGAAACUGCAGUGGACACCUGAGAGAACUGGACACCAGCUCCACACCAGGCAUGGAGAGGGAUGGCACUUCCUCUGGCUUUCACUGACCAAGCAAAUAAAGCUGCAAGAAGCCUUACAUCAUUACA
Ficedula albicollis (Collared flycatcher) is the source of this 1339-nucleotide messenger RNA. It is a transcript of the gene HERPUD1, whose product is annotated as homocysteine inducible ER protein with ubiquitin like domain 1. Bases 41 to 1192 code for a protein of 383 amino acids. The record is from RefSeq and is a predicted model, not a curated record. Gene Ontology annotation, cellular component: endoplasmic reticulum membrane. NCBI's taxonomy places the organism in Eukaryota, Metazoa, Chordata, Aves, Passeriformes, Muscicapidae. The transcript has 8 exons. Gene Ontology annotation, molecular function: transmembrane transporter binding. Gene Ontology annotation, biological process: ubiquitin-dependent protein catabolic process; endoplasmic reticulum calcium ion homeostasis; negative regulation of endoplasmic reticulum stress-induced intrinsic apoptotic signaling pathway.